Cetraspora pellucida is the source of this 1167-nucleotide messenger RNA. The record is from the annotation of a GenBank genome assembly. Lineage: Eukaryota; Fungi; Glomeromycota; Glomeromycetes; Diversisporales; Gigasporaceae.
AUGUUAUCAGACAGUAUUUUUAAACAACCUUUACAUACAACUACUCUUGUUUUCGGCUUAAUAGCGGGCGUUGUGCUCACUAUUUCUACUAAUUCUUUAUUAAAAUGGAUUAAAAAAAAACAAACGACGAGCAGAUCUGAUGUCCAUGAUAAUUAUACUGGAACUGAAAAUAUUGUAGAUGGCGUUUUGGGUUUAAUUGGCAAUACGCCACUUAUGAGGAUCAAGAGUUUAAGUGAAGCAACAGGUUGUGAGAUAUUGGCAAAAGUUGAGUUUUUAAAUCCUGGGGGUAGCCUGAAAGAUCGGGCUGCUCUUAAUAUAAUAAACAAAGCUGAAGAACAAGGUUUGAUAAGUCCAAAUUCUGGAUGCACCAUUUUUGAGGGAACUUCAGGUUCAACAGGGAUAUCCAUCGCAAUUAUUUCUCGUGCCAAAGGUUACAAUGCAUGGAUCAUAAUGCCGGAUGAUCAAGCAGAAGAAAAGUAUCAAUUACUAGAAAAGUUAGGAGCAAAAGUUGAAAAAGUGAUGCCAGCAAGUAUUGUAGAUAAACAGCAAUUUGUCAAUUUAGCUAAAAGUCGUGCAAAGCAAUUUGGAAAACAAAGAGCCGUUCAACAAGAUACUGUGGAUAAAGAGUUUGAAAUUAUUGACAUACAAAACUCUGUAGAUACUUCUGGAAAGACUGGGUUCUUUGCUGAUCAAUUCGAAAAUUUGUCAAAUAGUGAAGCACAUUAUUGUGGAACAGGCCCUGAAAUAUUUAAGCAAACAAACGGCAAAAUUGAUGCAUUUGUUGCAGGGGCUGGCACUGGAGGCACUAUUUCUGGAAUAUCACGCUAUCUUAAACCACUCAUACCUUCUUUGAAGGGUACACGACGUAGACAUCAAGUUGAUACUAUUAUUGAAGGAGUUGGUUUAAAUCGUAUGACUGAAAACUUUAAUUCUGCAUGUGGGUUAAUCGACGAUGCGAUACGUGUUAGUGAUGAAGAGGCUGUCGCAAUGGCAAGAUUUUUAGUUCGGGAAGAAGGUCUUUUUGUUGGAAGCUCGUCGGCGAUUAAUUGCGUUGGUUGUGUGCGUGUUGCUAGACAGUUAGGCCCAGGAAAUCGUAUAGUUACGAUUUUGUGCGAUUCAGGUCAACGUUCGACUUACACUGGUAAUUCAUUCCAAAUGCCAGUAUAA